This is a messenger RNA of Exophiala mesophila, 1866 nucleotides long. RefSeq lists its product as uncharacterized. NCBI's taxonomy places the organism in Eukaryota, Fungi, Ascomycota, Eurotiomycetes, Chaetothyriales, Herpotrichiellaceae. The coding region runs from base 1 to 1866 and encodes 621 amino acids. The transcript has 7 exons. The record is from RefSeq and is a predicted model, not a curated record.
AUGUCGACAUCGACAGUUGAAGCGAAUGCGAAUGCGAAUGCGAUUGCGAACUCGAAUCCGGCCAAGGGAGGGGAACGAGAACGAGAAGGAGAGACAUCGUGCCGUAAACGACAACACCACCAUCAAAAUCAAAGUCGACAUCAUGUCAAACCAAAAGAAAUCGAGUUCAUCCUUAUGAGAGGAGACGGGAGUAUGGAUAAAGAUCGACUCAGUCAGAUUCGUUCUCAUACGACGAGAGAACAGCACAACCGACGGCGAAGGAAUGACGAGGAAUUGAAAAUGCUUCUCCGAAAGAAAUGCGACCAUUUUGGUAUUUUGACCUUUGGCGCAGAAUUCGAUGCGUUGAGGUGUUUGCCGCAAUUACAAAUUGAGAGGCAGUCGCCGGGGGUAUUGAAUAGAGUUAAACGGAAUGUAUUCCUCGAUUUCGGACAAGAACGAAUGAACAACACCGUCUGGCCUAUGGGUACACACGACCCCACAUUCUUCACCGGCAUGCUUCUUAUGAGCUCAACUCAACUUGAUGGCAAGACUUCGGGUCAGAUGAGUUCAGUGACGACGGCAUUGAAACUCGAAGCGAUUAAUCAUGUUCGUUCGACGAUUCGACAGUUGACUCCGGAGUCGAUUGUGGGAUGUAUUGCCGCAGUGGCGUGUAUGGCGAUUUGUGGGUUGGUCCGAGGUGGACAAGAAGCAGCCGCCGAAUAUCAGCAUCAUCGAUACGCCGGCGCAACAUUACUGGCACAAGCUCGUGAAUGGAAAUUAAGUGAGAAAUCGAGCUUUUACAGGACCGUCCUGGCACUGGUUACAAUUGGCCUUGUCAAACGAAGAUGUCACAUCCCCGUACGGGGAUUAGCCAUGGCCUCAUUACCACCUCUCACCCACGCAACCGUGAUAUCAGAAUACGGCGAACGGCUCGAGGACCCAACCCGACCACGAACCAAUCCCGAUCCACGACUCUACUCACCCGUCUACGAUGGUCGAAUCAAUCCGAAAGAAGAAGACCCAUUUCCUCACGUCCAAUCACCACAUCUCCGCGACUUACUAGAACAAAUGUCAACAAUCGUCAAGAUCAAAAUCGAACAAAGCGACACUACCACCCAGACUCCAUCGCAAACCCAAGAUAAAGCCCCAUCUUACUCCUCAGACCCCAUCCUCUUCCAGAAACUCUGCCAAAACAUCCUCACCAUCCCAUCCCCCACUCAACGCACCACCCCUUUUCCUAACGACCACGUCUACGAAACCUGUCGCCUCACGUCGGUUUUCCUCGUCCGCUCCCUCCUAACCGGACGAAGUUGGCAAGCACUUGGAUCGGAGGGAACCGCCGUAGCGGAUCUAAUGCAUUCACUGUAUGCUUCCGACCCCGGAGCGGAUUUAUGGGUCUUCCCAAUUGAAGUCAACCUACGCGCCACCUUCCAGACUCAGCGGUCUCGGAUGGCUACAGCCCCAAAGACAAUAGCGCGCCAGCCUCGAAUCUUUCCAACCGAAGGCUUUGAGAUACUACCAUCAAAUGAAAUCAUCGAAGAGGAGACUGUUCCAAAUUACAAGGCUGAAAGAUUUUAUCCUGUCCGACUCGGCGAGGUCUUUCAAUCUAGAUAUCAGAUCGUCGCCAAGUUGGGCUUUGGCACUGCAUCCACGGUUUGGCUUUGUCGGGAUCUCAAGCUUGACCUAUACCGUGUUUCAGGUAAUUGGAUCGCCCCGACGCCAAUCCCCGAUCAAACACUGGAAAUCCGUGAGAAGCGUCAUGUUGGUAGAGAGAAGGAGCUGCUCCUUGCACUUGCUCGCAAGAUCCUGCGUUGGCUUCCCGAGGAUAGGCCGUCGGCGGAAGAGCUUUUCGAGGAUGAGUAUCUGAAGCAAUCUGUACCUAGAUAG